Messenger RNA from Mycena citricolor, 426 nucleotides. Lineage: Eukaryota; Fungi; Basidiomycota; Agaricomycetes; Agaricales; Mycenaceae. The record is from the annotation of a GenBank genome assembly.
AUGGGGCUAGACCAUCGAUCGUCUUAUCCCUGCAAGACUGUACUGCACAAGACGCAGAGGACCCACACCAGUGAAUGUUCUAGUUCGAUCUUCACGCGUGAACGGCCCCGCAUGCCACGUUAUGCCAUGCCCGAAGGCCUUUUUGCCGACCUGCACAUACAGCCUCACGUACAUGACCUAUCGGUCUUGAUCACUCGUCGAAGCAUCCAAACCAAGUUCCGCGUCUACUUCCGGCGUCACUGCCGCCUCCCCAGGAACGCAACUAGGCAGGGGAUCAGAGGGGAGGUUCUCUUUAUGCGUGCAGGCAAGCAAUGCAAAGACGCUGUAGUUGGGCUACGCGCUGGUGACCCUUUACUUAUUACUUCCAUUCUCAAGCAGUGCGUCCGUUCUUUUCUCCGGUGUUUGUCCGUUGAACCGUUGCUCUAG